CAUAGAAGCCGGAAGUGACGUGUUUGACAAGCUAACGCGGUUGUCUUCUUUGAAAGAGGCUGUUGAGUCGUCGGAACAACACAUUUACAAAUAAAACAGACACGUAGCUACGAUAAGUCACAGCUGACAAUUGUAAGGACACCAUUUUACACCGCAGUCUCCAUGGGGAGUGCAACGAGAGAGAGGCAGGUCGUUAUUGCGUUGGACUAGUUAACUGUAAGGUUGCAAGAUUGGAUCCCCCGAGCUGACAAGGUCCCAUAUGGCUACACCCUUACCUCAAAAGGGGCCUGGUCUGGCUGGUAUGCUCUCCCAGCAGCAGCAGUCCCACCUGCCCCCAGGCUUAGGCCCCGGCCAGCCUGCCAUGCUCCCUCAGGGAGCCCUGAGAGAGAUCUCCCCUGUGUUCCUCUGUCGAAUCGGCCAGGAGACCGUCCAGGACAUCGUCACACGCACCAUGGAGAUCUUCCAGAUCACACGAGCCACACAGUUGCCUAACGGGGUGACCCAGAGCCAGGCUGUGUAUCAGGACCGCUUUGGGAAACUCCAGGAGCACCUCCGUCAGCUGGCCCUGCUUUUUCGCAAGCUCCGCCUUCUCUACGAGCGCUGUGUUGAGAUGACCUCUGACCUGCAGGAAGAACCCUCAGAGCUGGUGCCAUAUGUAAGGGAGGAGAUGGCCCCUGUGAGAGUGGAGCCCUGCAGUCCGGCUGUAAGCCAGGAGAGACUAGAAGUGCUGGAGAAGAUGAGGCAGAAAAACCAGGAGAUGAAGAUUCUGAUGGACCAGAUGAGGAACCUGUUAUGGGACGUCAACGCAAUGCUGACACUCAGGAAAUGAUAUCACAGAUGAACUCUCCCUCACUGCACUUCACGAUGCCCUCCAACUAGGGGCCAUGGGUUUUUCCUGACCCAGAAAACUCUUGGCCCUAGUACCUCCAACCAUUGUUGUACUUGUGUGAGACAGACUGCUAGAAGCUUUUGGUGAUCUACCUUUACAGUAUGGUGCUUUCAGAGACAUUGAAUGAACAGAGUUUACUACAAAUGUUUUGUACUGUCAGUAUCUUUUCUUUUUUUUUUACUCCGAUAUUAUGAGUUCAGACUUGCCAAGCCUCAGGUGAAUUUCCUGCCUUUUUUUGAGUGGUAAGCACUGACUCAGGACCAGCUAAAUAAACUUGAAUUCAGUGUUGUGAAUUUUACUCAGUGCACAAAAGGCUGAUCUAGUAUCAGCAAAAAAAUCAGCCCUUAUUCUUUGUGUCCCAACUAGUGACUGUCACCUGUAAGCGGAGUUGAAGACAAUGGGAUCUCAUCGCCACUGGCAGCUAUUUAUCUCAGGUGUUUGUGUGUUUUAGCAUUAUUCUUGAGGUUAGCUUCCUGAGUGCUGGGCAACACCCCCCUGCUUACCUUAAGGGUUAAGAACAUUGCAUGCCGACUGCUGAGGAAGUGUGAAUCUAUUUUUGUACACUGCGCAUGAUCUCGGAGAAAGCACAAGCAAUAGGUUACUGAGUCUUUUUCUACAAAAUAAAUACAUUGU
Molecule: messenger RNA, 1522 nt
Organism: Oncorhynchus kisutch (coho salmon)
Lineage: Eukaryota; Metazoa; Chordata; Actinopteri; Salmoniformes; Salmonidae
Product: Med30 domain-containing protein
Exons: 6
Coding region: 260-829 (189 amino acids)
Biological process (GO): positive regulation of DNA-templated transcription
Cellular component (GO): mediator complex
Molecular function (GO): transcription coregulator activity
Source: RefSeq, a predicted model, not a curated record